GUGGCCAUUUGAUUAGAUGUUCAGGAGUCUUAUGGCUUGGGGGAAGAAGCUGUUUAGAAGCCUCUUAGACCUGGACUUGGCGCUCCGGUACCGCUUGUCAUACGGUAGCAGAGAGAACAGUCUAUGACUAGGGGGGCUGGAGUCUUUGACAAUUUUUAGGGCCUUCCUCUGACACCGCCUGGUAUAGAGGUCCUGGAUGGCAGGAAGCUUGGCCCCAGUGAUGUACUGGGCCGUACGCACUACCCUCUGUAGUGCCUUGCGGUCGGAGACUGAGCAGUUGCCAUACCAGGCAGUGAUGCAACCAGUCAGGAUGCUCUCGAAGGUGAAGCUGUAGAACCUUUUGAGGAUCUGAAGACCCAUGCUAAAUCUUUUCAAUGUCCUGAGGAGGAAUAGGUUUUGUCGUGCCCUCUUUACGACUGUCUUGGUGUGCUUGGACCAUGUUAGUUUGUUGGUGAUGUGGACACCAAGGAACUUGAAGCUCUCAAUCUGCUCCACCACAGCCCCGUCGAUGAGAAUGGGGGCAUGCUCUGUCCUCUUUUUCCUGUAGUCCACAAUCAUCUCCUUUGUCUUGAUCACGUUGAGGGAGAGGUUGUUGUCCUGGCACCACAUGGCCAGGUCUCUGACCUCCUCCCUAUAGGCUGUCUCUUCAUUGUCGGUGAUCAGGCCUACCACUGUUGUGUCAUCGGCAAACUUAAUGAUGGUGUUGGAGUCGUGCAGUCAUGAGUGAACAGGGAGUACAGGAGAGGACUGAGCACGCACCCCUGAGGGGCCCCUGUGUUGAGGAUCAGCGUGGCGGAUGUGUUGUUACGUACCCUUGCCACCUGGGGGUGGCCCGUCAGGAAGUCCAUGAUCCAAUUGCAGAGGGAGGUGUUUAGUCCCAGGGUCCUUAGCUUAUUGAUGAGCUUUGAGGGCACUAUGGUGUUGAACACUGAGCUGUAGUCAAUUAUCAGCAUUCUCACACAGGUGUUCCUUUUGUCCAGGUGUGAAAGGGCAGUGUGGUGUGCAAUAGAGAUUGCAUCAUCUGUGGAUCUGUCAGGGCGGUAUGCAAAUUGGAGUGGGUCUAGGGUUUUUGGGAUAAUCGUGUUGAUGUGAGCCAUGACCAGCCUUUCAAAGCACAUUAUAGCUACAGACGUGAGCACUACGGGUCGGUAGUCAUUUAGGCUGGUUACCUUAGUGUUCUUGUGCACAAGGACGAUGGUGGUCUGCUUAAAACACGUUGGUAUUACAGACUCGGACAGGAAGAGGUUGAAAAUGUCAGUGAAGACACUUGCCAGUUGGUAAGUGUAUGCUCACAGUACACGUAAUUUCCUCAUACUGGCGUACUCUAUGAUGACUACAAAUUUGACAGCCAACUCAUACUUCUGAUUAUGUGCAUAACACUUGAAUGAGAGUCAAUUGUGUAUCAAUCAUCUUGUUGAAUUUUUUGGGAAAGAAACAGCGUCCUUCCAUCAGUAGCAUCUUUCUCGCUCAUUGAGUACUUAUCUCUGUAUAAUUAUACCCCAAAAGGAGACCCAAAGAGAUCUCUGACGUUGAGUUAUUGUUGCACAGACUUGUAAUUAUAUUUGGUGGCCUGCUCACCCCUAUUUACUCCAGCAUAUAAAUACACCUGGGGCUUUGGGGCUCUGGUUUCAGAAACUGUCUCAGCACCAGCAGCAGCUUAAAAAUCCUGGCCAACGGGUUUAUCCGAGCUGGGGAUAUUCGAUCUCUGCCACUCUUGUCCUGAUUUAGCCUGGACUCUCCUGUAAUGUGCCAGUCCUCUCCCAUCCCCAACAGACCUGAACUUUGGAGGCCAAAUGAAAUGUAUUAGUUAGAUUUCUUGUCUGUGCUAUGAUUGCCUUCUUCUAAAAUACCUAAAGUAGACUGGGAAAUGAGAGAAGUGAAGCAUUGACCCACUUGGAUGUAAACAGACUUUUUAUUACCUAAGGCUAAAAUGUCCACUCAGAAAAGCCUCAUCUACUACUGCAGUGCAGAAAAACUCUGCAACCAUCUAAAAACAAACACGUUUACGUUAAAUCUUCCACAGACAGACAGACAGACAUACUGUAUUUUAAAUGCAUAUUGAUGCAUGAUUAAAACAUUUUGCUGAAUAUACAACUUUGUUGAAAACCUAUAUACAACUAGGUCAACAACAAAACAUUUUAUUGAAGAAAUUAAUCUCAAAUAAAGGUAUCAGUUAGAUAUACUAAUGUAGAUAUUCAACGUAAAUAUACAGUUCAGUCUGAGUAAUCUUCCUGUGAAAACAAAAGUGUUGUUUAGGCUAUACCUUUUCAUCUAUUCCCCAUCUACAGUAGUACAUUUCCCCCCAAAUUGAAGACCAGCAAUUAUUGUGUGCAUCUAUGAAUUAUUUUGAGUUUGCAGUGACUUUUUAUUAGAAAUGGUGUAUUUUUAGUUUUGCAAGAUUUAACUUGCUUUGCUGUGCUUCUCUUUUUGUUUCCCCUACUUGAUUUAUUGUAGACUCCUGCCCCUUGGCUGGUCACCUUGGAGACGGGAGUUGGUCAAGGUCUGCUACAACUGUGCCUGUUGACUAACAAGCUUUCCUGAGCUCCUUCAAAUGGAGUCCACCAACACAAACACCACCACCACCUUCCCCCAGCUGCCGCCUGCCUGGAGCCAGAGGGAGACCUGAGUUGACAACGCUGUCUAGCAUGCAGAUAAAGGGCAGUCGACCCCCAAACCUGUGUGAGUGUGGUAGCUGCUGGCUUUGGCAUCAUUGUACAACCAAUUACAGGGAUCUACCGGGGCUACUGCACACUCCAAUCUCCACAAACUCAGCCGGAUGGGUAGGCCUGCGCUGCCUCUGAAGAACUACAUUGUUGAAUGUUUCUAGUAAUGCCAAUGUUUAUGGAGGCAGAUGUCAACUUUGAAGAAACUCUUAUCCCCGCUGGAUUGGGCUGUGUCUGUAUUAUUCCCGAAGCUAUCCUCAGUGAUUGCUAUAUUCCAGUCUCUCAUUAGUUUGAUGUUGCUUAAUUUGUUUAGCCUUUUGUUUUAUGCCAAGCUCUAAACCACACGAAUUCCUUACGGAUGUCUGAGGAACCCAAUUAAAUGCAUCACAGUUUAUCUUCUCUCAUUGCCUGAAACCUCAUUUGUAUUGGACAGGAUACAGGAUGAGUGUUAUUUUUAUGGACCUUCCACAAGAAUACACUAUGCUCAUUUAUUGAACAAUAUUUAAAAAAGGAAAAUGUUGUAAGUUGAUUAUCACAUUGGCCUACACCCCAAAUAAUGAUUUUGAGAAGGUGCGACUGAGAUAGAGUCAUGGCAACGGUAUUCAUUUGGGAAUUCAGGCCUGUACCAAUUUUCAUGCUUUUAUGAAAGGAUUAAUAUUUUUGUUCACAUAUCGCUGGGACAAUAUACAUAAUGGUACUAUCAUAUGUAUGAAUGCAAAUGUAGUAGGUAGCUUUGUGUUGAUUAUCCAUCAUGUCACACACUUUAUAAUGACAAGCGCCAAAUGUCAUGGUGGUUUGUAUAUCCAAUCUACCGUGAUCUGGUAGUUGUCCAUGUGCUGUGUUUCUCUUGCUUUUCCUCACAAUAUAUGUUGAAGAUGCCAUAUUAUUUGGACAAUGUAGUGAAUAGGUUUUGGUGGCUACAGACCUUUUCUAAUUCCAGUGCAUUUUCUCAUUCAACACUAUCAAUGAAAUGAAGCUCCAGCAGCUGAAGUACUGAUCGUACAUUAAUGAUAUUGACUUAGGGGGUUUUGUACAGAUGUCUUUCAGGCAGGUCUUAAUUAUCAGAAAAUAAAUAAUACUUGUUAAAAAAAAAAUGGAUCCUCAUGAAAUAAUGAACUAGUUGCAGUUGAUUAGAACGUUUUUAUUAAGCCCUUACUCCAAAUGCAACAGUUUUCCAAAGGUCUACCUACGUCUCAUUCACUGUAGGCCUAUGUGUUUGUUGCCUUAAAUUCCCACUUGAUUUAUGGAGUGAUAGGCCACCAAAGAGGCUGAUAAAAGCACAGGCGGUUUCAUUCCUCUAAAAAAACAUGUAAUUAUCGGAAAGCAGUGAAUCUUUGCAAUCUAAUAGUGCUCUCGGUGUUCUUCUCAAGCUUUUAAACUAAUUCGUGAUUGAUCGCUAAUUAUCGGUAACGGAGGCUCUCGAGACAGCUAUACUUCCCACCUCAAACAUCUCCCCCGCCUUUUCACAUAUUGAAGGAGCUAUAACUUUCCAACGGUGGACUCUGUUCGUUGUUUGGGCGAGUCAAUAGACUUCCAGACGUUUGAAUAAUCAUUGUGCUCUUUCCCGAUAAAGAAGGUUGCUUCACAACAAUAAAGCAUCGGGCACCCAAUAUUACAUUAUGUAUGGUACAAUAAUGGUAAGCACUGCUAAAAAAAACAAUUUAGAAUGAAAUAAAUCAAUAUUGCAUUGUUAUUACAAUUGAAUAUGGUUCCAUAGCCUAGGCUACUGCUGCUUCCUAUGUUUAUAUCCUAGACAUAGAAGAUCGCUAAACAUGUACAAAUAUCACAGUGAAAUAGUACAAGAAACGAUUCCAAAUUGGCAAACUAUUGAUUGGGGUGAGUCAAAAAUGUUGGCUCAAGAACCCCUGAAAUGAUUCCAUUCUCCAGAAGGCACGUGACACGAGGUGCUCUCAAUGGCUUGCGCAAUUGAUGUGCGCUAUUUGGAUAUGAAUCGCUAUUCUCCCUCUAAGAAAAACAUUAAUAAUGGGUGUCGCCAAUGGCAAUGUAUUUGUUUUCAGCGCUAGAUCAAUUGAGGUGUGCUUUUGUCUGUCUUGGAAACCUAUUCGCUCAAUUGCAUUGCCUCGAUUCUCAGGCUAUAAAAGUGGACUUCGCUUUAAAGCAGCAUAUGAAGGCUAGCCUGCAUCAGUGAUGCUGGCAAACUCAGUUGUAGGCUAGUCUACCGUAACAGGUGACCAAAGAAUAUCUCCUGACCAUUCUUUGACAAAAUUAGGGACCAAAGGAAGACCAAACCAUGCGCUGCACUUGACACGUAGGCUACGCGAUAGGCUAUAAGAGCCAGGUAUGUAAUGUUAUACCAUUCUUGAUUUAUAGGCCUAUUUGAUUAUCAAAUCCUGUAAUAAUAAUAAUAAUGGUAGUAUAUUAAUAAUAAUGAUAAUGCUGAUAAUGAUAAUAAUAGCCUAAUUAUUCAUCAGUUCAAGUUUCAGUAAUCAGGCAAUUAACGUAAACAUGUAGGUCGAAAUCUGGGUCUAUGUUUAUUGUCUGCCUAUAUUGUUUGAAUUCAGUUGUUUAUGGCAAACAUAUUCAAGAGGUCAUUUCAGCAUUAGUCCGGUUAAUUGUGGCUUAACGUUCAGAAUUUUUCCAGGAACGUUUAUAUUUGCAAAGUAUAUGGGUUUCAAGAUGAAAAGGGUAGUUUGACAAUAAUAAGGUGUACACUUUACAUACAGUAAAUCAUGGAUACAGAUACAUUUCACAUAAGGCCCUCUCUUAUUGAAUGGACUUUCUGCAAAUGUUUGGGUGCCGACUGCAUCCGCGGAGAGACUGGUUGUAGAUGCUGGUAUUUUAACGGGGUGAGAGGUUAUAAUUUCUAUUUCUAUUUUUUCCAAGAAUGAACUUGGUGGCUUUCACUGUCGAUUACUUGGAUACAUGAUCAGGCAUGGACGUUUGGCAAAUGAGUGAUUGAACAUCUGAAAGCGAAACGCCUGUGAGAUAAUGUGCAAUUUAAAUCCAGUGAGGGUCACUAGAGCUCCAUUUUAUGAGGUGUAGACAUGAUGCUCCAACCCCUCUAGCCGAGCUAGCGCCCUCAACAAUCCAGUUACUGUUGUCGGUUGCUCUGGUUUGAACUGUGUUGUAAUCUGUCUUGGACCUUAGGACCUACAGUUGAAAACGUUGUUAAAUUGGCUUUGAUGUAGGUCUAUGUUUUGAUGAUCUUUUAACUGUUAUUUCAUGGAAAUAUAUCUCAUUGCACUUGCAUAACUGUGAAUGUUGUUGUUAUAUUGUUUGAAAUAAUGUACAGUAAGUACGCAUGUAUUUGUAUUGUCACCCACAAUGAAAUCGGGGAAGGGACUGGGGAUUUGUCUCAGUCUGUCCGUUUCUACAUAAAUCACAUUUUGACAAAACUUGGGUGAAUGAUGCAUCUUGCCAUAGAGAGCGAUCAUUAACAAAAUUACAAUGAUUGGCCCAAGGGGGGCGCUGCAUCAUUCGUGGGGGACUACAUGUUUACUGUUGCCUUUUUUGAUCAUCGUUAGUGAUACACCCAGCAGUCAAAGGAGACAGAACAUUUACCAAGCUGGAGAUCAAGACAGAUUGGAGAGGUUGUGUGGAGGGCUCUGAUUGGCCCAAAUUCCAGGGGACAACAUGUGGUUGCCUUGUUUUCUUUUUGUAACAUUUUAAUUUUCAAUGCAGGUAUGCAUUAAUGUUGUAUAACUUGUUAUACUCUUAUAACAAGGCAUAAUACUGUAUGUAAUAUGCAUACUAUAAGUCUGAUUGACAAUUCAACUGACUCAAAAUGGCUUGGAUCACUGCGAGAUAAUUAAUACGGUGUACCUGGAUACAGCCCUUAGCCGUGGUAUAUUGGCCAUAUACCACAAACCCCGGAGGUGCCUUAUUGCUGUUAUAAACUGGUUACCAAGGUAAUUAGAGCAGUAAAAAUAAAUCAUUUGUCAUACCCGUGGUAUACUUAAGCAAUAAUGCCCGAUCGGUAUAAGGCCAAUAUACCAUGGCUAAGGGCUGUUCUUAAGUACAACGCAAUGCGGAGUGCUUGUGAUAUAUGGCCAAUAUACCACGGCUAAGGGCUGCGUAGGGGGGGCACACGGGAUGGUCAGCGAAGCCGAGGGGCGAGUCUGAGAGCGAAGAGGAAUAUUGGGAUAGACAGAGCGAGGAGUAUUGUGAGAUGGUUGAGGGGAGUGAUGAGGUAGAGUGGAUGGUUUGGUGUCUGGAGCAAGACAGUUGCCGUGAGGAGCGUGGGACCAGUCAGGCACCGUGUUUUGCGGAGAUACGCAAUGUGACUCCAUUGCGCAUCCACAGCCCGGUGCGUUCUGUGCCAGCUCCUCGCACUUGCCGUGUGAAAGUGAGCACCCAGCCAGGACGGGUUGUGCCAGCUCAGCGCUCCUGGUCUCCAGUACGCCUCCUCGGUCCAGGAUAUCCUGCGCCGGCUCUACGCAUUGUGUCGCCAGUGCGCCUUCACAGCCCAGUGCGUCCUGUGCCAGCGCCCCGCACUUGCCGUGCUAAAGUGAGCAUCCAGCCAGGACGUGUUGUGCCAGCUCUACGCUCCAGACCUCCAGUGCACCUCCACGGCCCAGUAUAUCCUGCGCCGGCCAUACGUACUGUGUCUCCAGUGCGCCUUCACAGCCCAGUGCGUCCUGUGCCUCCUCCCCUCACUUGCCCUGAGGUGCGUGUCAUCAGCCCGGUGCCACCUGUAGCGGUCCCACGCAUCAGGCCUCCAGUGUGCCACCACAGUCCAGAGCUUCCGGUGACAGUUCACAGUCCAGAGCUUCCGGUGACAGUUCCCAGUCCAGAGCUACCGGCGACAGUUCCCAGUCCAGAGCUACUGGCGACAGUUCCCAGUCCAGAGCUACCGGCAACAGUUCCCAGUACAGAGCUUCCAUCGACGUUUCACAGUCUGGAACCUCCAACGACGGUCCACAGUCCGGAACCUCCAACGACGGUCCACGGUCCAGAACCUCCAGCGACGGUCCGCGGUCCGGAACCUCCAGCGACGGUCUGCGGUCCAGAGUCUCCAGCGACGGUCUGCGGUCCAGAAUCUCCAGCGACGGUCUGCGGUCCAGCGCCUCCAGGGGGGGGUUCUCAGACCACGGUCCGGAGUCUCCGGCAACGAUCCACGGUCCGGUUCCUCCGAUGAUGUAUCCACGAGCGGAGUGGGUACUUCGCCCCACACCGGAGCCGCCCCCGACGGUAGAUGCCCACCCGGACCCUCCCCUAUUGAGUCAGGUUUUGCGGUCGGAGUCCGCACCUUUGGGGGGGG
Messenger RNA from Salvelinus fontinalis (brook trout), 7884 nucleotides. RefSeq lists its product as uncharacterized. NCBI's taxonomy places the organism in Eukaryota, Metazoa, Chordata, Actinopteri, Salmoniformes, Salmonidae. Bases 6793 to 7761 code for a protein of 322 amino acids. The transcript has 2 exons. The record is from RefSeq and is a predicted model, not a curated record.